AUGUUUAGCACCUUCUCCGUCACCGACUUUCAGCCGGCGGGCCGUGCGCCCCGUGGGCGGGCUUGUGAUGCCUGCCGCAGGAUGAAGAUCAAGUGCCGAAUUCCUAGGCAAACCAACGGGGUUGAUGGUCGUCAGGGCGUUGCUAGUCCAGGCCCGUGCAAUUCGUGCCAGCAGGCUCGCGUGAAGUGCACAUUCCGGGACAAGGCGGCCAAACGAGGCCGACCAAGUAAACUAGAUUCGCAUGAUACGUCAAAGGGAGGAGACAAGUCCGUUGCGCAAUUUGCUCCCACUCCAUUUUCCAUUCUGACUGCCGACGACACCUUGGAAAGGGAGGGUGAAGAGGACUCGCCCCUAUUCAGGCAGAGGUAUAUGUCAGAAGACACAGAGUUGCUGGCGAGCCAUGGCUCCGGGUCUUAUGACGGCGAGUUUGAAUCUCCAUCCAUCGUGGAUCCGGCAGCCGCGCCCAGGGACGACAACCUGACCUCAGAGCAUGGGCGCCAGUUUCAGUCCAAGCUCGUCGCUGAUGCCUGGGACACCAUCAAUGCCUAUUAUGACGACGGGUACCUGGUGUUUCCCAUAGUCCCGUACUCGGAGCUUGCUUCACGACUUGUCACCGAGCAGGAUUGGCUCUCUCAGCCGAGUCUUCGCACCCUGGUUUUGUCCCUUCGACUGCUGCUCGCCUCCGGAAGAUACCGAAUGGACUCUCGCGACAGCACCGUCUUACGAGAUCUCAUACUCCAGGUAGAGACAUCGCGCCUAGGCUACGACUAUGCAGACCCGGCCGCCCUGGAUGAGGUCGCAUGUUCACUGUUCCUAUUUACGGCGUACAAUGUGCUGAACGUGCACACCCGCGCAUUUCUGUACCUGGACGAGGCAAUUUCGUUAUUCAACGAGGCUGCCUUGCUUUAUGAGGAAGACAACCCAAGAGUGCUACGCAUCGAGAAGGUUAUUUUUAAUACAGAAGCGGCGUCGCAGCUGUACGCUUCCAAGACCAGAACGCGUCGGGCUAGGAGGCCGAGCAUGAACAUCGACGACUAUGUACCGUGUCUGGAUGGCUUCGCACAAGACACUGAGACGGAGGCCAUCGCAGCCCGCCUCUUGACGCGGCUGACCCGGACAUACCUAGCCCAAGGCUCUGAUGUCCUGGCCGAGACGGAAAUGGACAGCCUCACCCUCGAGCACCACAGCCGUCAUUCCUACCUGCGAAUCCAAGAAGCCGACGUCAUCGUCACUCAGCAAUGGCAGCUGUCCUCGAAGCUCGUCACGGACCGCCAGUACGUCUCCAUCGCGAACAAGAGGCCGAUCAUCUUCUCUCUCGGCGUCCAGGUCAUGUCAUGGGUCUGUCUGCUCAGGGAAGGUGAACUGCGGGUGGUUGGCCUGGGCAAGCUCGCCGAGCUGGCCCUGAACAUCUGCUUCCUCACCGGCGGCAUGAGGUGCCAAGACAUCCUGCGCGGCCUGGCCGGGGCGGUGCUCAGGGAGGACCACGAGCAGCACUACGCUCCGAGACUGAUCGGCAUGAUGGCUGCGGUCUCGCCCUCGAUCCCGACCAUGCCCAGCCUAGAAGGGCCUGUGGCGCUGUCGGGUCACUUGGCCCUUCCCGCGCCCCAGCCUGCGACAUCGGAUGCCGGCAUUCACGAUUACAGCUUGGGGCAUCUGGUGGCCGGCGUCUCGGAGAGCGCAGCCCUGGGGGACGAGAACCUGUUCCAAAGCUUGGAGGGCAUGGGAGACCUCGAGCUGGUGGGGCUUGACUGGCUGGGAGUCCUGGCCGAGGUACAAUAG
Molecule: messenger RNA, 1779 nt
Organism: Thyridium curvatum
Lineage: Eukaryota; Fungi; Ascomycota; Sordariomycetes; Thyridiales; Thyridiaceae
Exons: 3
Coding region: 1-1779 (592 amino acids)
Biological process (GO): regulation of DNA-templated transcription
Molecular function (GO): DNA-binding transcription factor activity, RNA polymerase II-specific; zinc ion binding
Source: RefSeq, a predicted model, not a curated record